This is a messenger RNA of Orbicella faveolata, 1423 nucleotides long. Its product is annotated as tRNA pseudouridine synthase Pus10-like. NCBI's taxonomy places the organism in Eukaryota, Metazoa, Cnidaria, Anthozoa, Scleractinia, Merulinidae. Gene Ontology annotation, biological process: tRNA pseudouridine synthesis. Gene Ontology annotation, molecular function: RNA binding; pseudouridine synthase activity. The record is from RefSeq and is a predicted model, not a curated record.
AGAAUUCUUAAACUAUUUUCUAAAUGACUAUUCUUUGCGAACUUUUUGACUAACAGCCUGAAGAGAAAGACAUGCGUGUGACGGUGAGUCGAGUCCUUAGUGAAAUGAACUGUUGUGCACGAUGUGUUCUACGUCUGCUUGGAGAGCGGAACAUCUCAUUAUACGGAAACCCUGAGCAGACAGAUGUUAAGAGAACAUGUGUAGCUUGUCUUGGUAUCUUGGAAAAGAGCAACCAAAAUACUUACAUUUACAAGAUUCAAUCCUCAGUCAAAGCUUCUGAACACCAGUUUGAGAACUUUAUGUUUACCAUUUCUUUGCCGCAUUCCAUAAUUCUUCGGCAGGUGUGGUUUCUUAGGGCAGACAAUAUUUCAAAAUUGUUAAAUUUUUCUUGUUUGCUGAUUGCUGUUAAUUUUGGUUUGAAUCUUUCUUUCAGAGUGGCGAACUGUCCUCCAGACUCACCCCAGUCUCCUAGCGAGCUCUCAGAGAUUACAUGCGCUCAUGACUCUAUUUAUGUGGCAGGAAGAUACAACAAGUAUUCACGAGUCCUUUCUCAGACUCCUUGGUUAAUCAACAAUGUUCGACGCUGUGAAUCGUCAGUACAGGAAAAAAUAUGUGAUCGGAUCACAGCAAAGAUAAAACCUGACGAUCAUAAAUUCGCAUCCGCUGGACGAGAGGACAUUGAUGUGCGCAUGCUCGGUAAUGGAAGACCAUUUCUGGUUGAGUUAAUCAAUCCUCGAGUGACCUAUCUAAGCGAACAAUUCUUCACUGAUCUCCAGCGCGAAAUCAACUCUUCUUCAGAGGACGUUGCUAUCAGAGAUCUACAGCAAGUCACCAAGGAGCAGUGUCUCGUUCUAAAAGAUGCAGAGACCAACAAAACUAAAACGUACAAGGCAUUAAUAUGGACAGAGGAAGAAGUCUCUGAAGAACAGCUUCAUAAACUAGCUGAUAUGAAGGAUGUAAAGAUAUUCCAGAAAACUCCCCUUCGUGUCUUGCACAGACGUCCUUUGGCUGUACGAGAGCGAUGUGUUUACAGUAUGACACCCGAGCGGCUCGACUCUCAUUCGUUUAAUCUCUUUCUCAAGACUCAGGCGGGAACUUAUGUUAAGGAGUUUGUUCAUGGAGACUUUGGAAGGACAAAACCUAACUUGGGAAAUUUGUUAAACAGUGAGACUGAUAUUUUACAACUAGAUGUGGAGGUAGGUGGUGAAAUUUUGUCAAAGACUGCCUUAGCAGUGUAUAUGGGUUAUUGACCAGACGUGAGGUCAAGAUAGCUGGAUAAUGGAAAAGUUCUUUUUUUGCGUGUCCAUGGACCGAGACGGAGUCCAGGUCCUUAAACACCCCCAAAAAAGAACGAGACCAAUAUUCAGCCCGCUCAGGUAGUCGAUCACAGCGCAGGAUUCGGUUUAUAUUGCUCGCUCGCGGG